Capronia coronata CBS 617.96 is the source of this 1440-nucleotide messenger RNA. RefSeq lists its product as uncharacterized. The transcript has a single exon. The record is from RefSeq and is a predicted model, not a curated record. NCBI's taxonomy places the organism in Eukaryota, Fungi, Ascomycota, Eurotiomycetes, Chaetothyriales, Herpotrichiellaceae. Gene Ontology annotation, molecular function: chloride channel activity. Bases 1 to 1440 code for a protein of 479 amino acids.
AUGAGCCAGAACAAGGACCUAAAACUGGCUGUCACUGACUUCGCCUCUGCCAACGGCUCCCAGCCAAAUACGCUGCCUUCUCCAGGCCGAAACCCGGAUUUCAAGCCCAUCGCCCUUCGAGCCCCGACCCGCAACUCCAUUGACCUCGACGACUAUUUCGUAGGCCCGCUGGACCUGAAACGUCAUUCGAAAUGGCCCUACUUUCUCCGUCUACGAGGGAGCGUGCUACCCAAGAUGAUCUUACCUCUCACUUUCGUCGCAGCUUGGGCCACAGCAGUCACUUGUAUAUCGAAAUUUGUCCAUGACCUUGGCAUCAAUUCGGUGCUGCUUACAAUCACCGGCUUCGUGGUCGGUCUGGCGUUGUCGUUCCGCUCCUCCACUGCUUAUGAAAGAUACAGCGAGGGGAGAAAAUACUGGGCGCAGUUGGUGGUCACCUCACGAAAUCUGGCUCGCAUAAUAUGGGUACAUACGGGCGAACGACAUGAGAUCAGCGAGGAGCAAGGGAAAGCUGAUCUGCUGGGCAAGCUGACAGCGUUGAAUUUGAUCAACGCGUUUGCUGUAGCACUAAAGCAUCGUCUACGGUUCGAGCCAUCCACGGAAUAUCCUGACCUCAAACCGUUGAUUGGACAUCUCCAGACGUUGGCCGCCCAGGCGGAUCAGGCACAACUCCAACCGAAGAAACAUACGCCGUGGAAAGCAGCAGGCGAGUACCUAGGGAUCUCCUUUGCCCAGUCUAACCCACGGAAACUCAUGAAGCGAUCGCGCGACAAUCUGGGCAACCUCCCCCUCGAGAUCCUCACAUAUUUGUCGGCAUACAUGGACGAGAUCAUGAACAACGGUCAGCUCAAGCUGCCUGUCCAUCACAACCAAGCCAUGAACAAUGUCACCGCUCUCGCCGACGUCCUCACCGGCACCGAACGUGUCCUCAAUACUCCAGUGCCUACCGCGUAUUCGAUAUCCAUCUCGCAGAUCACGUGGGUGUACAUCCUCGUCCUGCCUUUCCAGCUCUACAAGUCACUGGGUUGGGUCUCGAUCUUUGGCACGGUUCUGGCGGCGUACAUCAUUCUUGGCCUGGCCGCGAUAGGGUACGAGAUUGAGAAUCCGUUCGGCAACGAUGUGAAUGACCUGCCGCUAGACAGCUUCUGUCGGGAACUGGCCAGUGACAUCGAUGCCUUGACGAGCAUGCCGGCCCCCAGUGCCGAGACCUUCAUUUCCACGGCCGAGAACAAGGUCCUGUUCCCUCUGAGUAUGAGCGACUACCACAGUUGGAACACGCGGUCAGUGAGGGAGAUCAGACAUGCACUGAGGGCGAAGGCGACAACGGCAGCCCCAUCUGUCGACUUUGAGCGUGCUAAAGCACAAUCAGAGAGCACAGGUGAGAGUGCUGAGAUGCAUCGUGUGAGUGAGAACAAGCAUGUGUCAGAUGUGGAUGCUGUUUGA